Molecule: messenger RNA, 2367 nt
Organism: Eutrema salsugineum
Lineage: Eukaryota; Viridiplantae; Streptophyta; Magnoliopsida; Brassicales; Brassicaceae
Exons: 5
Coding region: 1-2367 (788 amino acids)
Molecular function (GO): zinc ion binding
Source: RefSeq, a predicted model, not a curated record
AUGAGUUCCGAAGAUGCAGUGUUUCACUGCAAAACAGCACCAGAUACGUUGGAGGAGAGUGUGAAUCGCUUGGUCUGGUACAAGCUUCCAUUCGAAGAGCUGUCGGAGCUCAAGCUGCUUUGCGAUGGAACAGAAAACUUUCGAAGAAUGUGUGAAGCUGUAUUCUGGACAAAAGUUGCAGAUAUUUUCAUGGAGCGUGAAGAUAAAUUUCCAGAGAGAGUUGCUGAUUUAGGGGUUCAAAAUGAAGGUGACGGUGCUCAAAACAGAGGUGACGGUGCUCAAAACAGAGGUGGCCUUCAUCAUGAAAUCACUCUGGAAGAUCAUGUGCCUGAAGAGGAUGAAGAAACUCGGGAAAAAAAUGGUGAUGAUGAAAGCCUUGAGGAGGAAGCUAUUGCUGAGGACGAAAACAAACAAGUUGAUAUUUCAGAGGAUACUCCUCCGAAUUCAGACUCUGAAGACUGUGGUGGAAGACGAUUUCUGACUUGCAAAAAAGGAAGUGGUGAUCUUAAGCUGGCUCAAGUGUUCGACAGCAUAGCAGAGUUCAAGGAUGCAGUGGUCGACUACGCCCUUAGGGAAGGAUACAAUGUGAAGUAUACAAAGUGGGGAUCAGAGCAGUCUCAGGUGAAGUGUGCAUUGGGUGGAGAUUGUAAGUUCGUAAUAUAUUGUGCUUUUGAGAAACCAAUUCAAAGGUACAUGAUCAAGACUUGUGACAUCGAACACACAUGCAUGAAGGAUGGGCAUAGCAAGGUAAUAAAGGAUGGGGUUAUUGCUAGGCUGUUUCUGAAUGACAUCAAGAGGAAUCCAGAUUAUAGGCCUUCUGAUAUGCAAGACGCUUUUGAAAAUAAAUACAACAUUUUUGUGACCAACGAUCAAUGUAGAAAAGCUAAGAGAAAGGCUUUGGAUAUCAUUCAAGCCGAGCAUGAUGAACAAUUUGCGAGGCUAAAAGACUACCGACUCGCCUUGAUUGACUCAAAUCCGGAUUCAACCGUAGAGGUUCGAACUGUCAAAAACAGUGAAGGGAAAGAGAUCUUUGACUGCUUCUACGUCUGUUUUACUAAUCUCCGGAGAGCAUGGAUUGGUCACUGUCGACCAAUCAUUGGAUUAGAUGGCUGUUUUCUUAAGAACAAUGUAGAUGGUCAGUUACUUGCUGCUGUAGGACGUGACGCAAACAAUCAGUUUUUUCCUGUUGCUUGGGGUGUUGUGAAGAAGGAAAACACAGAUAGUUGGCUAUGGUUCAUUAAACUGUUGAAGCAUGAUUUGAAUCUUCAAGAUGGCAGUGGUUUCACCAUCAUAUCCGACAGGCAGAAGGGUUUGAUUAACGCCGUGAAUCAAGAACUUCCUAAAGUCGAGCAUCGAAUGUGUGCCCGCCACAUCUACGGAAACCUGAGAAGAAUCUAUCCAGGAAAAGAGUUACCUAAAGCAUUGUUUUGGGCAGUUGCAAAGAGCUUCAACAUUGGCGAGUAUGAGAAAGCAAUCAAGGAGUUCAAGGAAUGGGAUUUUGGUGUGUAUGAAGAGCUCAUGAAGAGGAACCCCCGAAAUUGCAGCCGUGCUUUCUUCAGCUGCUCAGCCGUGUGUGAGGAUGUCUCAAAUAACUUCUCUGAGUCAUACAACAACUCUAUCAACAAAGCUAGGUCGAUGCCUCUUGUAGAGAUGCUGGAGACAAUUAGAAGGCAGGCAAUGGUCCGAAUGGAUGUAAGAAGGAAGAAAGCCAUGAAACACCAAGGAAAAUUCAGUAACAAAGUCGCAACAACUAUCAAAGAAGAAGAGAAGCAUCGCAUGUAUUGGCGAGUUAUUCCUAGUGGAAAUGGUGAGUAUGAGGUGAAGGAACAUAAUAUUAGUUACACAGUUGACAUGGUUGCCAAGACUUGUUCAUGUAGGAGAUGGAAUAUGACUGGAAUCCCUUGUCGCCAUGUCCUUCGAGUGCUACUAUACAGAAAACUUGAUCCGCAGGACUAUGUUUCUGACUGGUACCUGACUUCCAAGUGGAGAAACCAAUACAAGAAUCCAAUCCGGUCUGUGAAUGGUAUUGAUUUGUGGAGGGUAUCCGGUGAAACUAGGAUCCAGCCACCACCAAGAGAAGAUAAACAUGGUCCUACUAAGAAGCAGAAGAGGAUGAAAGGGAAGAAUGAAUCACCAAAGAAAAAGAGCAAGGGUAAAGAAAAAGUUCAAGAGCCUUCUGCCAAGAUUACCAAGCUGACUAGAGAAGGUAGAAUCUCACAUUGUGGAGGUUGUGGUUCUGUCGGCCACAACAUCAGGAAGUGUCCAGUAACAGUCUAUAUUCCAAAGCCAAAGGCUAAGCGCAAUGCAGAUGUCAUUGAGCUUUGUGAGGGACCAAGCCAAACCCAACCAUCACAAAAUGGAGUGUGA